This is a messenger RNA of Cuscuta campestris, 1860 nucleotides long. Lineage: Eukaryota; Viridiplantae; Streptophyta; Magnoliopsida; Solanales; Convolvulaceae. The record is from the annotation of a GenBank genome assembly.
UACAGAGAUGUGGGUGCAGACUGCUAACUGCAUCAAGGAAUCAGCCAGGGAAGUGUUAGGUGUGAGCUCUGGCUCUGGGAGUAGGCGUCGGGGUGAUUGGUGGUGGAGCGAUUCAGUCCGAAGUAAGGUGGAAGCUAAGAAGGUGGCGUAUUUGAGGUACAUGGGCUGCAAUGUUGUGGAGGAAAGAGCGGCGUUGCGAGUGGAGUGCAAGAAAGCGCGUAAAGAAGCUAAGUUAGAGGUAACGAGGGCAAAGAAUGCCGCUUUUGAACGCCUCUACAAGGAUAUUGAGGAGAAAGGCAGUGUUAAUCCACUGUUCCGGCUUGCUAAGGUGCGCGAGAGGAAGGCCCGAGAUCUAGACCACGUGAGAUGCGUGAAGGACAGCGAUGGGCAUCUCGUGUGUACGUACUGCCGGCGCAUUUGCUUGGAAGAGGUGGUUCGGGCUCUCCGCGUGAUGCGUAAUGGGAGAGCUGUGGGACCAGAUGAGAUUCCAGUGGAGUUUUGGAAGCAUGCGGGUCGUGAUGCGUGGGUUUGGUUAACCAAACUCUUCAAUGUUAUCCUCCGAACAGCAUGGAUGCCUGAUGAGUGGAGGGAGAGUCUCUUGGUCCCUCUGUUUAAAGGCAAAGGUGACAUUCAGAGCUGCGAGAAUUACAGAGGCAUCAAAUUCCUUAGCCACACCAUGAAGGUUUGGGAGCGAGUUAUUGAGUAUAGGGUGCGGAAAGAGGUUUGCAUUUCGGAGAACCAGUUUGGUUUCAUGCCUGGCAGAUCGACUACAGAGGCCAUUCAUCUCGUGAGGAGGUUAAUGGUAGAGUAUAUGGCUAGGAAGAAGGACCUUCAUAUGGUGUUUAUUGACCUUGAGAAGGCGUAUGAUAGGGUACCAAGGGAGGUCGUAUGGAGGUGUCUUGAGGCGAGAGGAGUUCCCAUCGUGUACACUCGCGCGAUCAAGGAUAUGUACGAUGGGGCUAUGACCAAGGUAAGGACUUCUAGGGGCGUCUCAGAUUCCUUCUCGGUAGGGAUGGGGUUACACCAAGGGUCUGCUCUUAGCCCUUUUUUGUUCGCCUUGGUGAUGGACGUCCUAACUCAAGGUGUUCAAGACGGGGUCCCAUGGUGCAUGCUUUUCGCGGAUGAUAUUGUGCUUAUUGACGACACGCGAGAUGGACUAAACGAUAAGUUGGAAUUAUGGCGCCUUGCCCUUGAGACUAAAGGAUUCAGAAUAAGUAGGAACAAGACUGAAUACAUGAGAUGUCGUUUCAGCGGCCGGGAUACAGAAUCAGAGGUGGAAGUCAAGAUCGACUCUCAUCUAGUACCUAAGGUAGACAGGUUUCGUUAUCUUGGCUCGAUUUCGCCUAGAAUGAAAGGUAAGUUCUAUCGAUCCGUAGUCAGACCUGCUAUGUUAUAUGGGGCAGAGUGUUGGGCGGUUAAGAAGACUCAUGUGCGUCGUCUGCAUGCGGCGGAGAUGCGGAUGUUACGAUGGAUAUGCGGGAAGACAAGGUUGGAUAGGAUUUCGAAUGAGGUUAUCCGACGUCAAGUAGGUAUGGCACCGGUGGAAGACAAGUUGCGGGAAGCGAGGUUGAGGUGGCUUGGCCAUGUGAGACGGCGGGAUGCUGACGCCCCUGUACGGAGAUGCGAGAGGAUUACGGUUAUCGGGGGAAGUAGGGGAAGGGGUAGACCUAAGAAGAAUUGGGAGGAAGUGAUAAGACAGGAUUUAGGACUUCUCGACCUGACUGAGGAUAUGGCCAUAGAUAGGAACCUUUGGAGAACUAGGAUUAGAGUAGCUGGAUAAGAGCUCGGUGUUGUAGAGGUGGAACCGGGGGUCUCUUGGAAACAGCCUCUCUACUUCCGAGUAGGGGCAAGGUCUGCGUA